This is a messenger RNA of Penicillium canariense, 285 nucleotides long. RefSeq lists its product as uncharacterized. Lineage: Eukaryota; Fungi; Ascomycota; Eurotiomycetes; Eurotiales; Aspergillaceae. Gene Ontology annotation, biological process: carbohydrate metabolic process. The transcript has a single exon. Gene Ontology annotation, molecular function: polygalacturonase activity. The record is from RefSeq and is a predicted model, not a curated record. The coding region runs from base 1 to 285 and encodes 94 amino acids.
AUGAAAACCGUGACCAGUACCGAACCCAUCGUGAAUGAUUCCGCCGAUGCGGCUCACAUCGAGACUGUCUACGACUGUAUACCAGGCGACGGGUUCCGUCACCAAUGUGACCUUCUCCGAUAUCACGCUCUCUCCAGUAUUGCCGACUCCAGCGUUGUGGAACAGGAUUACGGAAACGGUUCACGGUUCUCCCCGACCGGCACUCCCACUAAUGAAGUCCCCAUCAAACCCCUAACCGUUGACGGUAUCACAGGCUCGGUGGAGUCCGAGGCAGUGGAAGUGUAG